Humulus lupulus (European hop) is the source of this 1837-nucleotide messenger RNA. RefSeq lists its product as uncharacterized. NCBI's taxonomy places the organism in Eukaryota, Viridiplantae, Streptophyta, Magnoliopsida, Rosales, Cannabaceae. The coding region runs from base 258 to 974 and encodes 238 amino acids. The transcript has 2 exons. Gene Ontology annotation, molecular function: zinc ion binding; nucleic acid binding. The record is from RefSeq and is a predicted model, not a curated record.
UCCAAUUUUAUUAAAUUAAAAAUUUAGCCCACAGGCAAUUUUUGUUUAAUAAAAUUUCAAUCUUCAGCAUGUUAUACAUUGGUAAAACAUGACUUCAUUAAGCCUCAAUCUUCUAAAUCUAAGUUUGUAAUCCUAUUCAUGCAGCUUCUUCAUCAUCCUCUAGUUUUGCUGAAAUCCUUACCGAAAUUCCUGAGCUUAGGGGUGAUAAUUUCAAAAUCUGGAAGGAACGAGUUCUUCUUCAUUUAGGCUGCGCCGACAUGGACUAUGCAAUAAGGAAGGACGAACCUGCUGCAAUCACUGCGACUAGCACUGCUGCUCAGAUCGCACUAUAUGAGAAAUGGGAGCGGUCCAAUCGCCUCAGCAUCAUGUUCAUCAUGUCCAAGAUCCCUCUGGGAAUGCGUGGAUCGGUGGAGCAACCUGAGAAAGUCAAAGACUUGAUCAAACUGAUCGAUGAGCAGUUCGACACUUCAGACAAACCACUUUACAACAACCUCAUCCACCAGUUCUCAUCCACAAAACUCACUGGUGUCAAAGGAGUUAGAGAACAUAUUUCAAAGAUGAGGGACAUUUCUGCUCAACUGAAGAAACUCGAUGUAGUCAUUCCCGAAACCUUCCUGGUCCACUACAUCCUUAACCAUCUUCCACCUCAAUAUGGGCCUUUCAAAAUUUCCUACAACACACAUAAGGACAAAUGGAGUAUCAAUGAACUGAUAACCAUGUGUGCUCAAGAAGAAGCAAGGCUCCUGCAGGAACAAGGUGAAAGUGCUCACAUGGCCACCCAAGGCAAGAAACGCAAACCAUCCAAGAAGGACAAGGGGAAAAAUAAAGUGCCUCCCCAAGGUGAUAUAAAGAAGGAUUCCAUCAAAUGUUUCUUCUGCAAAAAGAAGGGACAUGCGAAAAAGGAAUGCGCCAAGUUCAAGAAAUGGAUGGACGACAAUGGGUUUACAAAACCUAAGGAAGCCAGUGGGAAGUGAGCAAAGCAUCUUAUCUGGAAACAAGAUGGGCUCACAUGUGGAGGCUAUAGGAACGUGCCAUUUAGUUUUAAGUAGCGGUUUUGUUUUAAAGUUAGAAAAGACAUUUUAUGUACCAAGUUUCUCUAGAAACUUGAUUUCCGUUUCAAGACUUGUACCUUUUGGUUUUUCCUUUACAUUUUCAGACAAAUCUUUUAAUUUAUAUAAUAAAUCUGAAUGUGUUGGAAAUGGUAUUUUGUCUGAUGGUCUUUACUGCCUUAAUUUACAAAACAAUACCGCUUAUAAUACUAUGCACGUUCACGCUGGCAAUAAAAGAUGUGUUAUGAAUGAGAAUUCCUCUACAUUAUGGCACCGGAGAUUGGGACAUAUCUCUAUUGAUAGAAUUAGAAGGUUAGUAAAUGAUGGGGUACUCAAUACCUUAGAUUUUACUGAUUUUGAUACUUGUGUGGAUUGCAUUAAGGGAAAGCAUACCUCCAAGUCUAAGAAAAGUGGUGUCCAUAGGAGUUCUGACCUAUUAGAAAUCAUACAUACUGAUAUAUGUAGUCCAGACAUGGACUCAUAUGGUCAGAAAUACUUCAUCUCUUUCAUAGAUGAUUACUCACGCUACAUGUAUAUCUACUUACUUCAUAACAAAAGCGAAGCGUUAGAUGUCUUUAAGAUAUUUAAAGCUGAAGUAGAGAAACAAUGCAACAAGCAAAUUAAGAUAGUGAGAUCAGAUAGAGGUGGAGAAUAUUAUGGUAGAUACACUGAAGAUGGACAAGCACCUGGUCCUUUUGCAAAGUUUCUUCAAGAAAAUGGGAUUGUUGCCCAAUAUACCAUGCCCGGUACACCCGAGAAAAAUGGUGUUGCAGAAAGGAGAAACCGAA